Messenger RNA from Schizosaccharomyces osmophilus, 1077 nucleotides. RefSeq names its product translation initiation factor eIF3h (p40) (gene tif308). The transcript is spliced from 4 exons. The record is from RefSeq and is a predicted model, not a curated record. The coding region runs from base 1 to 1077 and encodes 358 amino acids. Gene Ontology annotation, cellular component: eukaryotic 43S preinitiation complex; cytoplasm; cytosol. Gene Ontology annotation, molecular function: protein binding; translation initiation factor activity; metallopeptidase activity. NCBI's taxonomy places the organism in Eukaryota, Fungi, Ascomycota, Schizosaccharomycetes, Schizosaccharomycetales, Schizosaccharomycetaceae.
AUGUCAGAAACGACAUCUGUAAACAUUCCGGAGUUGGAAUCUCCCCCUAUCGAGAGGGUUGAGUUGGAAUCGAUGCUUGUAAUGAAUAUUGUCAAGCAUUGCCGUGAUUCCUUCCCAAAUGUAGGCACCAUAGGUCAACUUGUCGGUAUUGACAUUGACGGUGUUUUGCAAGUUAGUAGCAGCUUCGAAUCCCCUGCUGUCCUUGAAAACGAGGAAUCGGCUGUCAAUAAGUCUGUUUCAGGAAGAGCUCGUCAAGCUCAUACUGAAGCUACUUUGAACCGUAUGCAAUACUUGGGUGCUGUUACUGGUCACGUUGGUUGGUACCAAGGAACCUAUGUUGGGGCUUUCCUUAACAGCUCUUUCUUCGUUGACACCCAAUACGCCUAUCAAAAAGAGAAUCCUAACAGCGUUGCUCUCGUUUACGAUUUGUCUCAGUCUUCCAAUGGCUCUUUGGCUCUACGUGCAUUCCAACUUACCCCGGAGUUUAUGGCCGCUUACGAGGAAAAGACAUGGACUGCUACUUCCUUAAACAACCACCAUGUCUCACCUGCCAACAUUGUGCAUGAAUUACCCGUUGCCAUCCACAACUCACACUUGGCAACUUGUCUUCUCCACUCUCUUAGUGAGCCUUCUGAAACAUCAUCUUUGUUAUCAUCCGAGGCUGCUCUUGACUCCAUGGAACGCGAAUUGCCUUUGACUGAAACUUUCAGCAAUUUUGACUUGAACCUUGGAGCUCGCCACAAAAAGAAUAUUGAACACCUCUUGGAGUCUGUUGACGAAUUCCACUAUGAGCAAGGUAAUGUUGGUUUCCACCAACGCCAACUUGCUAGAGAGCAAGCCAAGAUUCAGCAAUGGUUGACUAAGAGAAAGGCUGAAAACACCACCCGUGCCGCUGAAAACAGACCUCUCUUGCCUUUGGACGAUUGGAAGCGCAUCUUUAAACUCCCAGCUGAACCCCGUCUUCUCGAUUCUUUGUUAAUAAGUGCUCAAAUUCGUCAACACUGCUCUCAAGUUGAUGAGCAAAGCUUGUCGUUUUUGUCUAAAUUAUCAGGCGCACGUAACGCUUAUACCUCUUAG